This is a messenger RNA of Delphinapterus leucas (beluga whale), 2386 nucleotides long. Lineage: Eukaryota; Metazoa; Chordata; Mammalia; Artiodactyla; Monodontidae. The record is from RefSeq and is a predicted model, not a curated record.
UAGAAGACAUCGUGGCAAUAAUGAUUCCUGAGCCCAAAGGGAAGGAGAUAGUAAGCCUGCUGGAGAGAAACAUCACCGUGACGAUGUACAUCACCAUCGGAACCCGGAACUUGCAGAAAUAUGUGAGCCGCACCUCGGUUGUGUUUGUCUCCAUCUCCUUCAUCGUCUUGAUGAUCAUUUCCCUCGCCUGGCUGGUCUUCUAUUAUAUCCAGAGGUUUCGAUAUGCAAAUGCCAGGGACAGGAACCAGCGCCGACUGGGAGAUGCAGCAAAGAAAGCAAUCAGCAAGCUCCAGGUCAGGACCAUCAAGAAGGGUGACAAGGAAACCGAGCCUGAUUUUGACAACUGUGCAGUUUGUAUUGAAGGGUACAAGCCCAACGAUGUGGUCCGGAUCUUGCCCUGCCGGCAUCUUUUCCACAAGUCCUGUGUUGACCCCUGGCUCCUAGACCAUCGCACCUGUCCCAUGUGCAAGAUGAACAUUCUUAAAGCCCUAGGGAUCCCGCCCAAUGCCGACUGCAUGGACGACUUGCCCACUGACUUCGAGGGAUCUCUGGGAGGUCCGUCAACCAACCAGAUCACCGGCGCAAGCGACACAACCGUAAAUGAAAGCUCAGUCACUUUGGACGCUGCUGUCCGGACCGUGGGAGCCUUGCAGGUGGUCCAGGAUACAGAUCCCACCCCGCAGGAGGGAGGAAUCAUCUUCACCACCAACAAAAAAAAUGCGGAUGGUGAAAGAAGUAUAGUUGGGAUACGAUAUUGCAACAAAUCACAGAUAACCCACUGGAGGUUGGACCUGACGUUUUUCUACCUUAUCCUUUCCUACCUCACAUCUCUGCAGAUCCAGGAAAUUGCUAGAAAACGAAGAAGCAAUAGUGAGCAGGAACCAGCUAUAAGCAGUGAUUCUGACAUCUCGCUGAUCAUGGCAAUGGAGGUUGGACUGUCUGAUGUAGAACUUUCCACCGACCAAGACUGCGAAGAGGUGAAAUCUUGAAAUGGCGAAUAUAGAAAAAAGGGAUGAUAGGACCCAAGGGGAAGGAAGGGAGGAGUGCCCCAAGACUGGACCAGGCACAUGCACCUCCAGACCACCUUGGCAACUCCAGGGCACUCCACACAAGAAUGGUACCGAAAAGCAAUACCCAAAGUCACGUUCAUCAGGAUGCAGUUUCUCCAUCUCUACAACAGCUCAUGGCCUUGGCACCUUUGACGUUGAAAGCUGAUUUUCUCUCCCAUGUCCUUGUAGGCACACACUUCCGAAGUUCCUCAAACGGACUGAAAAGACACUUUUAGGGCUUCUUAGUUUCAUUUCAGUUUCUUGUUUUCCUAUUUGGGGAAUGUUGUUGAUUUCUUUGGCACUUUCUUUUUAAGGACUAUGUGUAGUUUAUGUUCACUCUUUUGUUUUUCCUUUGAUUCACUCCAGCUUUUGUAGAGUUCUGUUUAGAAGCCUCAGUUCCUGCUAUGACCAGUUUGUAUUCCAUCUCUGAGAUUAAUGGCCUUGACCUCUCAGCAUGAAGUGUGCAUGGCUUUAGGAAGUGCCUCAGCACCUUGAAACAGUCUAAGGCCAGCUUUCGUUUAGAAUCUGAAUUCUUUUAAGUGGAUCUUGGAAAUGCCAGCUGCCAGAGACCCCAACACCAAGCUCUGAAUCUGCUGAGGCCACUGCUCAUUUUUUUUAGCUCCACACACUGGCUUCCACUUGCCAGGCUCUGUUGAGGACCCACGUGACUUGAGAAGGAAGCUCUAGGGAGGCACUUCAAUCCAUCUGAUUCUUAACAGUCUUUGGCUGAAAUUCUGAACUCACAAGUUCCCACUAGGGCAUUAGCGCCAUUCUCUGUGGCUGUAGGGCUUGUCCGUCACUGGGACUGCAAGCCUAGUUUUCAAACCAGAAACCAUAUACUCUUCCCAAAAGCAAAAUGUCUGUUUCCCCAAGGCUACAGCAGUCUUUUGUUACCUCCACAAAUGGGUUCUGUAGGAGAUGGAAGCUUUAGAAAAGAUCCAGUCAUCUUUGGAUCCAACACAGUGAGGGCUGCAGUAGCAUCUAGGUCUUACCUUAAUUCCAAUAUGCUUCUGUUCAACCUCGCCAGACCUCGAGGGAGGAUUUAGGUAAAUCCUUAAGAAAUUGCUUCCCAGGGCUCCCCUGACUGCGUCUAGAUACCAAGUGAGGAGGGAGGUGUGAUUUGAUAAACCAUUUGAUCUAAAAAGUACAGCAUGGGAAUUGUUGAUGUCAAGUUUCUCCUGACUGAGAGAGACAAAGAGGGAAAGGAAACGAGGUAUCAAAGUGAAUUCUAAAAAUCCACCGGUGUUUUUGUUUGUUUGUUUGUUUGCGGUACGCCGGCCUCUCACUGUUGUGGCCUCUCCCACUGCGGAGCACGGGCUCCGGACGCUCAGGCUCAG